Messenger RNA from Drosophila subobscura, 1108 nucleotides. RefSeq lists its product as uncharacterized. NCBI's taxonomy places the organism in Eukaryota, Metazoa, Arthropoda, Insecta, Diptera, Drosophilidae. The transcript has 2 exons. The record is from RefSeq and is a predicted model, not a curated record. The coding region runs from base 257 to 985 and encodes 242 amino acids.
CGACUUUGACAUUCUAUUUAAUAUUUCCAACUAGUUGCGACUCGCAGCACAAAAACUAUUGUCUUAUCCAAUUGAUGCAUUAAUUAUCCAAAAGAUUGUCUACAUUUCUUGACGUUCGUUCAUUACUUUGCUUACAAAGUUCAAGCAAACGCCUAACCCAGUCAGUUGCAGUUGCAGGAGCAGGAGAAAUGGCGCAAGAAAAUGUUUCUACGUAUAAGCCAGCUCCCGAAAGGUGGAAAUUCUGUAAAAAAACAAAAUGGAUUUGCGCAGCAGCGCCUACCGCCGCUUAGUAGCCAAGCCCCAAGACGCUGGUGUCUAUGAGGGAGGAAUGCCAUAUGAUGGACUUAAGCAGCUUGCGCAGGCCGUGGAAAUGUCGGCACAGGAAGCCAAUGAAGACGAAGAAAAGCUGCAUUUCGAACGUGCCCGCUACGAGAGCGAGCUGGAGUGCUUGUCCUCGCAGCCCAUGGAUCAACGCCAAUCAACCAUGCUGCCGUCGCCGGCUCGUGCCUCGCCUGAGGAUAUGGAUGUUGAUAUGGAUGUGGAUAUCUCACAGCCUGAUUGCAAUAGUUCUGUUGGUGGGCCCAUUCAACUGACAGUCCGUGCAACCGUACAUCAUGCCCUCGACUGGAGUCCCACCGCCGAGCGUCGGUCUGCACACAAGCGCAGAGCUGACAGCAACGGCAAUACAAUCGGCUUGGAGGAGAAGCGUGCCCGUACCGAAAACAGCAAGAAUCAGAUGCAGCAGCAACAGCCGGCAGCCGCCGAGGGAGAUGUCAAUCCGCCAUCAAUCGCAUCGAUGGACUCUGGCGUCAGUGGGGAUGAGCUGAGCUCGGUUACCUCCAGCGCAUAUGAAAGCAGCUCAGUGCUGUCCAUUGGCGAGGUGCCCAGUGGUCUAAUGGUCAGCACAAGCAGUGUCGCCGUGUCCGAUCGAUCGCGCAAUAGCAACACCAGCAGCGAAAUCUUUUCAUAUGAGAGCCACGAAUGAGAUGCCAUUGUCACGUGUUUCGUUUGUUUUAUUUAGGCCAUACGUUAUGUACAGAAAUUGUGAGGCGUGGUUUUAAACACAUUAAACACACAUGUGUGUUAAACACACACAGAUACACAUUUA